This is a messenger RNA of Triplophysa rosa, 1388 nucleotides long. RefSeq lists its product as uncharacterized. The transcript has 4 exons. The record is from RefSeq and is a predicted model, not a curated record. Bases 77 to 634 code for a protein of 185 amino acids. Gene Ontology annotation, molecular function: protein binding. Lineage: Eukaryota; Metazoa; Chordata; Actinopteri; Cypriniformes; Nemacheilidae.
UUGGCUAGUUGUACUGAACGGAGGAACAAUCCUCAAGUGUUUUCUUAUAAGUUUAUUAGGUUGCAGCAGAUUCAAAAUGAAUUUUCAAGUUCUCAUUAACUUUAGUGACAAAAGAAAUAAAGCAUUAACCGUGGCAACUUCUGAAGAAGAAUUUAAAAAAACCACUGUUCUAGAGCUAAAGAAAAUUUUUUGCAGUCUGUGUCCUCAAUCACCUGAACCAUCAGACAUUAGAGUGGUUUUUGGGAGAGAUCUACUGGAGGACAAUCAAACACUUGCAUAUUAUAAAGUCAAACAUUUAUCAGUUCUGUUCUUUGUGUUAAAAAUGCCCGGUGGUGGAGAAAUGGAAUACCGGAUUUUCAUUGACUUUGAUGAUAAAAACAAAACUGUUAGAAGUAUACUUACAUUACAAGGGAUCAGUUCUGAAGAAUUUAACAACACCACCAUUCGAGAGCUAAAAGAAAAAUUUUGCUCUUCAAUACUUGGAGCACCCGAAGACCCAGAUCACAUAAGAGUGAUUUUUGGGAAAGAUCCACUGGAGUACAAUCAAACACUUGGGUUUUAUAAAGUUGAAGAUUUAUCAGUUCUGCGCUUUGAAUUAAAAACGCCUGGUACUGGAGGCAGAUGUCCUGAGUAAGUCUGCAGAAUUAAUUACUGCAAUAAGGUUCUGUUUCUGUGUUGUGAUGGUAUAGUUUGAUUUUAACUGACAUUGAUCUGGCUUAUGAAUGACUCACAUGUAUCAGAGGUCUCACUGAAAAUUCUGGAAAAUAAAUAAAUUAAAAGAGCCAUUUAUUUAUUUAUUAACUGAAUCCAUUUAUAUCCAUAAUGUUGUUUCAAGAGAUAUGAACUUGUAUCCUCAGUCUUAUUUUAACCUGGCUUUAUAUAUUCUAGCAAUGUUUUUAUUAAUAUUGAUUUAUUGAUUUUAAGGGCUUGUUUUACAUACACAACAUCGUCAGAUCUCUAAAAUGCUGUAAGAUUAAAUAAUGUGACUAAUCCACACAUGAUAACCACAUCACUACUACAAUAUAUACAAUAAAGCUGAGAGUCUGAUGUGUAAAAAAAGUGUAAAUACUUCCAUUAACCACCAGCUGUAUUUAUAUAUGUAUGUCUCAUGUUUACUGUUGAUAAACGAACCAAUAUUUUGUACAUUAUUACAGUUAUAUGCAGUUUAAUUUUAGGCAGAACAGUUCUAGUGUAAAAAUGUAAAUGCAUUAAACAAUGCUUUGUGUAUAUUCAUUAUAUGACCUCUGUAUUAAGGCAUAUUUCCUCCAAAUUUCUCCCAGAUUAGUUGUUGUUGACAUUCUAUAAUAGUAGAACCUUACGUUUGUUGUGAUUGUGAAUGACUGAGAUUAAUCUUUUUAAAUGUGUAUGAUUGCAUGUUUAAAUAAAUA